CCAAGAGAUUGAGUGGUUUGAGUUCACAAGCUUGUUUUGCUUGAGACCGAGAGACAACAGCUGGACAUCAGUCAGCAUGCUGGGCUCUUUGAUUCUCCUGUGGAUAUGUAUCUUCUUCAUCUUCCUCCUAGUCCGGAUCCAAAGGCCGAAGAAUUUUCCUCCAGGACCUCGUCCUUUGCCAGUAUUUGGGAAUCUGCUUCAUUUGAACAUGGCCAAUCCUUUGAAGGAUUUUGAAAGAUUUGCAAAACGAUAUGGGAAUAUUUUCAGUCUGUAUACUGGAUCAAGACCAGCAGUUUUUCUGAAUAGUUUUGAGGUUAUCAAGGAAGCUCUGGUGGCAAAGGCUCAAGACUUCUCAGGACGGCCUCAAGACUCCAUGAUCAGUCAUAUCUCGGAGAAUAAAGGUGUUGUAUUGGCUAACUAUAGCCCCCUUUGGAAGGAUCAUCGACGCUUUGCUUUGAUGACCAUGAGGAACUUUGGCCUGGGGAAGCAGUCCAUGGAGGAGAGAAUUCUGGGAGAGAUUUCACACAUUGUUUCUUACUUAGACAAAAAUGCUGGAGGAACUGUGAAUCCUCAAAAUAUGUUCCACAAAUUAGCAUCAAAUGUUAUCGGCUUGGUUCUGUUCGGAUCCCGUUUUGAUUACAACAAUGAAUUCCUUCAGUGCUUCGUUCAGCUCAUUACAGAGAUUUCAAAGGUCCUCAAUGGACCAUGGAACAUGAUAUAUGACACACUUCCUUUAUUGAGAAUCUUGCCCCUGCCUUUUAAAAAAGCCUUUGAUAAUGUGAAGAAGAUAAAAGAUAUAAAUAUAAGUCUGAUCGCUGAACACAAGAGCACAAGAGUUUCAGGAAAGCCGAGAGAUUUCAUUGACUGCUAUCUGGAUGAGCUUGAUAAGAUAAAAAAUGAUGGUUCCACCUUUUCUGAAGACCAGCUCAUCAUGAACAUUUUGGAUUUGCACUUUGCAGGGACUGACACCACUUCCAACACCCUCCUAACUGCUUUUCUGUACCUCAUGAACCACCCAGAGGUUCAAGCAAAAUGUCAGCAAGAGAUUGAUGAUGUUCUGGGGGGUAAAGAUCACGCAUCGUAUGAAGACAGACAUGAUAUGCCGUACACACAGGCUGUGAUUCAUGAAGUUCAGCGCGUCGCUAACACUGUACCACUAAGUGUUUUUCACUGCACCACCAAAGACACUGAGCUGAUGGGCUACAACAUCCCAAAGGGAACUGUAAUCAUUCCCAACCUCAGUUCUGUACUAAAAGAAGAAGGCCAGUGGAAGUUUCCUCAUGAAUUCAACCCAGACAACUUCCUGAAUGAGCAGGGCCAGUUUGAGAAGCCUGAGGCCUUUAUACCCUUCUCUACAGGUCCUCGUGUGUGUCUCGGUGAGGGUCUUGCACGGAUGGAGCUCUUCCUGGUCACGGUCACUCUGUUACGCCGUUUCCAGUUUGUGUGGCCCGAUGAUGCCGGGGAACCAGAUUACACCCCAGUGUAUGGGAUCACCAUGACGCCCAAACCCUACAGAAUGCACAUCAAGUGCAGAGAGACAGUCCAACAAUAAAUCAUAAUGCCAAAUAUUUUUUCCCCCUGCAUAGGAUAUAAUUUGAUAAACAGAUUAUCUUUGAACAUCUAAUAUUAAUUAUAGCAUUAUCUACAAACACUUUGUGAUAAAUUUGUGAUUCCUGUUCAUCUACAACAGUACCCAUAAUCCCAAAGUGGAAUUGAAACUUUUUUGGAAACUCAAUAAAAAGCUCAACAAUU
This is a messenger RNA of Rhinichthys klamathensis goyatoka, 1752 nucleotides long. Its product is annotated as cytochrome P450 2F2-like. The coding region runs from base 77 to 1552 and encodes 491 amino acids. Gene Ontology annotation, molecular function: heme binding; oxidoreductase activity, acting on paired donors, with incorporation or reduction of molecular oxygen, reduced flavin or flavoprotein as one donor, and incorporation of one atom of oxygen; iron ion binding. Gene Ontology annotation, biological process: xenobiotic metabolic process. The record is from RefSeq and is a predicted model, not a curated record. Gene Ontology annotation, cellular component: cytoplasm; intracellular membrane-bounded organelle. Lineage: Eukaryota; Metazoa; Chordata; Actinopteri; Cypriniformes; Leuciscidae. The transcript has 9 exons.